AAGGCAACAAGCAUAGAACUUGUCAAAAUGCGGAAACAUAUAACGAUUAAACAGGUAUUUUAUGUCCUCUCCUUCUUCUCUGGCUCCAAUGUUUCUUUGGGAUAUGUUUUCAAUCGUCCGAGACGAUCUGGAGAAAGGGACGAAGCUCCACAACAUUCAGAAUUUCCCGCAGAUUCACCAUGGAUAAGUACGUUAGGGUCAUGCAAGAACCGAUGCUUUGAGCUGCAGGAGGCUGAAGCGCCCAACUGUCGCUGUGACAACUUGUGCAAGACCUACAACAGCUGCUGUUCUGAUUUUGAUGAGCAUUGCCUGAAAACUGGUAGGUGGUUUUGCAGCAAAGAACGCUGUGGGGAGACUCGAAACGAAGCUCACGCAUGCCACUGCUCUGAGGACUGCCUGGAAAAGGGAGACUGCUGCACCAACUACAAAACCCUAUGCAAAGGUGAAACAUCAUGGGAGCAAGAUGACUGUCAAGAGAUUAAGACUCAAGAAUGUCCUGAAGGAUUCGUCCGACCCCCUCUCAUCAUUUUGUCGGUGGAUGGAUUCCGUGCAUCUUACAUGAAAAGGGGCAGUGCAGUUAUCCCCAACAUUGAUAAACUAAGAACAUGUGGUACUCAUGCACCUUAUAUGAGACCUGUCUACCCCACUAAAACCUUCCCCAAUUUGUACAGCCUUGCAACAGGCCUUUAUCCUGAAUCCCAUGGCAUAGUGGGAAACUCCAUGCACGACCCAGUGUUUGAUGCGAUCUUCAACCUCCGAGGUCGCGAGAAACUGAACCAUCGCUGGUGGGGGGGUCAGCCAAUUUGGAUCACAGCGGUGAAGCAAGGGGUGAAGGCAGGAACUUUCUUCUGGCCUGUAGUGAUUCCGCUGGAGAGGAGGGUACUGACAAUGCUUCAGUGGCUUAACCUUCCUGAUGGAGAGAGGCCUUAUGUGUACGCCAUGCACUCUGAGCAGUCAGAUGCGUUUGGACACAAGCUGGGACCCCUGAACAUUGAGCUGAACAACCCCCUAAAGGAGACUGAUAAGAUCUUCGGGCAGCUGAUGGACGGACUGAAGCAGAUGAACCUGCACCGCUGUGUUAACCUCAUUGUGGUGGGAGACCACGGGAUGGAGGAGGCACAUUGUGACCGAACAGAGUUCCUGAGUUCCUACAUGACGAAUGUGGAUGACCUCAUUCUUGUCCCAGGGUCGCUUGGUAGAAUUCGUUCCAGGUUGCCUAACAACGCAAAAUAUGACGCUAAAGCAAUUGUGGCAAAUCUUACAUGUAAGAAGUCGGAUCAACACUUCAAACCAUAUCUAAAGCAGCACCUUCCAAAGCGUCUACACUAUGCCAACAACCGCAGGAUUGAGGAGAUCCAUCUGAUGGUGGACAGAAAGUGGCACAUCGCGAGGAAAGCUCCAGAAGGCAAGAAACACCCUGGGAAAUGUGGAUUUAAUGGUGACCAUGGUUAUGAUAACAAGAUAAACAGCAUGCAGACAAUCUUUUUGGCUUAUGGACCUAAUUUCAAAUUCAAGACAAAAGUGCCAGCUUUUGAGAACAUUGAACUUUACAAUGUGAUGUGUGACCUCCUGGGCUUGAAGCCUGCCCCUAACAACGGAACCCAUGGUAGCUUGAACCACAUCCUGAAAACCCCCACCCAUAAGCCCACUAUGCCUGAGGAGAUUUCCAAGCCUACCACCUCAGUCCCUGCGUCUGCUAUCACAGAUGACUUAGGGUGUAGCUGUGAGGACAAAAACAAAGUGGAGGAACUCAAUCAGAGACUGAGACAAGCUCUGGAUGAUAGCAAGAAUCUUCCAUAUGGUCGACCAGCCAUACUCUUCCGUACAAAAUACAGCGUUCUCCACCACAGUGAUUAUAUCAGUGGGUACAGUGAGACCCUCUCUAUGCCUCUAUGGGUAUCUUACACAGUCUCCAAACAGAUAGAUGUCACCCCUCUCCCAGAGUCUUUGAGCAACUGUGUGAGGCCUGACAUUCGCGUGCCUCCAGGCUAUAGUCAGUCAUGCUCUGGCUACAAAGCAGACAAACAGAUCUCCUACGGAUUUCUGUACCCACCACAGCUGGCCUCGACCCCAGAAGGCCGACAAGAUGCAGUCCUGAUCACAAACACCGUUCCCAUGUACCCUGCAUUCAAGAGGAUGUGGAGCUACUUCCAGAAGACGCUGGUGAAGCGGUACGCUAGCGAGAGAAAUGGGAUAAAUGUGGUCAGCGGCCCCGUCUUUGACUACGACUACGACGGCCUGCGAGACACGGCGGAGAAAAGGAAACAGUAUGUGAGCGGCUCCGUACCCAUCCCGACCCACUACUACAUCCUGGUCACCAGCUGCUUGGACUACACCCAAGCUGUGAACUCCUGCGACGGUCCGCUCAGUGUCUUCUCCUUCAUCCUCCCGCACCGGGCAGACAACGACGAGAGCUGCGGCAGCUCUGAAGAGGAGUCUAAGUGGGUGGAGGACCUGAUGAAGAAGCAUACAGCACGAGUGCGUGACAUCGAGAUCCUCACCGGGCUGGACUUCUACCGCAGGACCAGCCGGACAUACACCGAGAUCCUCUCGUUAAAGACUUACAUGCACACAUAUGAGAGUGAGAUAUAAGCGGCUCUCUCCACUGCAUCUCGAGUGAUUAGGUGUAUAUUUUUAUACAGUUUUUUAUUUAUUAUUCCUUCACAAUAAAAUGCCCAGUGUUAAUUGAACACUAACAGAGUACAAAUAAGUCCAAUAGGGACCACAUGCACUCUGUAAGAGCUGAUUUAUCACUGAUCGUUUCAUUGUGUUCCACUGUUUAAAGCCGUAUAGUAGGCUAAUACUGCGUAAUACAUUUUUGAAAUAGCAAGCAUGAAUGGACUUGUUUUUAUAUUACUUGUUUUAAUUAUGUCAUGUGUCAGUGUUUUGCAAUGUAGAAUUUGUGAGAGGGAGGGGUGUCUGGGAGUAGUUGUGGCUGGGAGCUUUGAGUGAGAUGUAUUCUUGACUGUAGGCCUAUAUGACAACGAAUCAUCUGUUAUAUCAACUUCAUUAUGUAAUACCAGUUUUGUAAUUGUUGCUUUAUGUUAAUUUGUUAUGAAUGAACAAUGAAUCCCAAUAAAGAACAUUUUAUAUA
This is a messenger RNA of Conger conger (European conger), 3094 nucleotides long. RefSeq names its product ectonucleotide pyrophosphatase/phosphodiesterase family member 2-like. The coding region runs from base 28 to 2592 and encodes 854 amino acids. The transcript has 25 exons. Gene Ontology annotation, biological process: immune response; phosphatidylcholine catabolic process. Gene Ontology annotation, molecular function: phosphatidylcholine lysophospholipase A1 activity; phosphodiesterase I activity; polysaccharide binding. Lineage: Eukaryota; Metazoa; Chordata; Actinopteri; Anguilliformes; Congridae. The record is from RefSeq and is a predicted model, not a curated record.